Messenger RNA from Lithohypha guttulata, 1518 nucleotides. RefSeq lists its product as uncharacterized. The record is from RefSeq and is a predicted model, not a curated record. The coding region runs from base 1 to 1518 and encodes 505 amino acids. The transcript has 2 exons. Lineage: Eukaryota; Fungi; Ascomycota; Eurotiomycetes; Chaetothyriales; Trichomeriaceae.
AUGAAGCUCAGUGCAGUGAAAUGGCUUGCCUACCUCACGGCAAUGGCCUCGUGGAAAACACCAACCCCGACGCAAGAUCUCGCAACUCAGCCUUCGACCUCACAACCUCUAAAUCCACGCGAGGAAAAUGCUGCCAAUGCUGGGGGACCCUUCUGGCCAUUUGGUUUUCCAACAACGAACAUUUUCAUCACCGACGAUGGUCCAGUAGAGUUAACAGAAGCCAGACUUGGCACAUCGACACAAACAGUCACGAUUGAUGUGACGAGAAAUACUAUUAUGCGCACCACCACCGUGACCGGCACAGAUCUUAUCGCCGAGCCCGAAGAGCCAGAUAUUCUUACGACUACACCUCCUGCCGAGCCACUUGAUGAGACGUCGACGACUACGAGCCACGAGGCUUCUUCAACUACUUCGUCUAGCGAAAGCUCAACCACAUCAAGGAGCACCUCUACCUCGUCGAGUAGUUCUUCCAUUUCAAGCACCACAACAAGUACUUCCAGCUCGUCGACUUCAUCUAGCAGCACAGCCUCUGCAUGUGCCUACGGGCCCUUGUCCCUGCCUACGGAUAUUGACAAGACUAUCAGCGCGUGGAUGGCUCAGUUCCCCUUCACAAUACUCACGACUUCGGAGACCACAAGCACGACUACCUCUUCUAGCACUUCCACGCCAAGCACGACCACUUCAAGCAAGGGCACAAGCGCGAGCAAAGAAACCACACCCUCGACAAAUACACCUGCUCCAUCAACUACCGCUUCAUUUGUGGCUCCACAUGUACCACCAUUUGUACCAGAUGCAGAUCCUGCAUUCAGCUCGAGCCUGUCUGCUGAAUCCGUUUCACGAGCAGCAUCGGUGUCUUCCGCCGCUGCAGCGGAGGCCACCUCGAUAUGUCAGCACUGGGGCGUGAAAUCAUUCCCGAAAGACAUUCCCCUCGACUGGUUGCCAAAAACAGAUCAAACUGACGACGGCUACCUCUGCGUAGCCGAACCGGACAAAAUGAACAUCGACAAGGAUAUCUGGGGCACGGACUGGGAACUACAACCCUUCAGCAUCGACAACGGCUGGGAGGACACAGACCCCGACCAAACUCUCGUCGAAGAAUUCUGCGACAUGCUCGUCGACAACAGCGUGGACGUCACCUACGACGGCAAGGUCCAAGGCGCCUGCGCAGUCUACAGUCGCGGCGCAUGCAUCCGAGAAGAAAACGGCGAAUGUGCCAUGUACGAACACAAGCCUGUCGCCGCCAACGAAGCCACCGUCGUCUUCGCAGUGACCUACAAAGCCAACUCUCCCAAGUGUGGUGAAGAACACAACAAGUCAACCAACUAUGUCGACAUGGGCAGGAAGAAGUGCAAAGAGAAGCUGAACAAGAAUUUGAUCAACAAGUGUAAAUUUGACAAGAAGCCGAAGCAGGACAGUAAUGUUUACAAGAGCUUUCCGGUGCUUGGUGGGACUUAUUGGGAUGGGUGUAUGCAGUAUACGAUUGUGGCUGUCAAGAAUCCGCCCAAGGCAGGUUUCUAA